Chrysoperla carnea is the source of this 1135-nucleotide messenger RNA. RefSeq names its product zinc finger protein-like 1. NCBI's taxonomy places the organism in Eukaryota, Metazoa, Arthropoda, Insecta, Neuroptera, Chrysopidae. The coding region runs from base 131 to 1015 and encodes 294 amino acids. The transcript has 5 exons. The record is from RefSeq and is a predicted model, not a curated record. Gene Ontology annotation, cellular component: Golgi apparatus.
ACGUGUCGGUAUGUGUUAUUAAAUUUUGACAUAUAAUUUUAAAAUAUGCAAGAAUUGUUUUGAAUAAUUUGCAGUCGAGGAAUGUAAUACUAAAUUUAUAUUUCCAUUCAAAUAGAAGUAAUAUAUCAAAAUGGGCUUAUGUAAGUGCCCUCAACGUCGUAUGACAAAUCAAUUUUGUUUUCAACAUAAAUCUAAUGUUUGCGAAUAUUGUAUGAUACAUUAUCAUCCAAAAUGUAUUGUUCAAUCAUAUCUGCAAUGGCUUCAAGACAGUGAUUAUGAUCCAAUUUGUCAACUUUGUAAAACUAAAGAAUUAGAAGCUGAAGAUUGUAUUCGACUUACAUGUUAUCAUGUUUUUCAUUGGAGUUGUUUGGAUUCAUGGGCUCGUAAUCUCCCAUCUGAUACAGCACCUGCAGGAUACAAAUGUCCAUCGUGCUACAGCCCAUUAUUUCCUCCACCUAAUUUAAUUAGUCCCGUUGCGGAUGUUUUAAAAGAAAAGUUAGCAGGAGUUAAUUGGGCCAGAACUGGACUUGGAUUACCAUUGUUAACUGAACAUGGAAAUGAGUCUAAAUCAAGAUUGUAUGCUCCAAUUUCGAUACAAACAAGUAAUUUAACAACUUCAUCGUCUACUGCACCUGCAUCACCACACUCAAUUGUUCAUGUACCAGAUGUUGAGAAAACGGUAGCAUUUAGUAGAACUGACACGUCAAAUGCUACUUCGGCACCACGUCGAACACAUUUAUCAGAUACACCAAUUCUUUCAAGAGAUAUGUUAUUCGAUCAUGAUGAAAACAAAUAUAAACGGCGACCACCUGGAGAAUGGCUUCUUCGAAAAUGGAAGAGUAUAUGGUCUCCAGGACGUGGUCGUAGACAUUGGCGUCCAUUUUUAGCAAUUACAAUAGCAUUGUUGAUAGCAUUAUUUAUAUUGGGAAUGAUUGGACGAUAUUCAAUUGAUGAUAAUGAUCCAGCAUUUGAUGUCCGUCAAAAUCCACAAGUGAAAAGUAUUGAUAACAGAUGAAAAGGUGCAAUAUAAUUAAUACAGGCGUCACUACGCGCCACGCCACGCUAUGCAUUACUAAACAUUACAACAUAUAUUGUUAUAAUUCAAGUAUAAUGUAAUAUUAUGUGAUUUAUUAUU